GCCCCGGCGGCCUCGGAGCCACCGGCGCCCGCCCCGCCCCGCGCCGUCCCGCGCCGGCUCCGCAGCUAGCGCCUGCCCGCCAGCCGGCCCGCCCGGCGCCGGGCCAUGGCGCUGCUGCGGGACGUGUCGCUGCAGGAUCCGCGGGACCGCUUCGAGCUGCUGCAGCGCGUGGGAGCCGGGACCUAUGGCGACGUCUACAAGGCCCGCGACACGGUCACGUCCGAACUGGCCGCCGUGAAGAUAGUCAAGCUAGACCCAGGCGACGACAUCAGCUCCCUCCAGCAGGAAAUCACCAUCCUCCGGGAGUGCCGCCACCCCAAUGUGGUGGCCUACAUUGGCAGCUACCUCAGGAAUGACCGCCUGUGGAUCUGCAUGGAGUUCUGCGGAGGGGGGUCCCUGCAGGAGAUUUACCACGCCACUGGGCCCCUGGAGGAACGGCAGAUUGCCUAUGUCUGCCGAGAGGCACUGAAGGGCCUCCACCACUUGCAUUCUCAGGGGAAGAUCCACAGAGACAUCAAGGGAGCCAACCUUCUCCUCACUCUCCAGGGAGAUGUCAAGCUGGCUGACUUUGGGGUGUCAGGCGAGCUGACGGCAUCUGUGGCCAAGAGGAGGUCUUUCAUCGGGACGCCUUACUGGAUGGCUCCAGAGGUGGCUGCUGUGGAGCGCAAAGGUGGCUACAACGAGCUGUGUGACGUCUGGGCCCUGGGCAUCACCGCCAUUGAGUUGGGCGAGCUACAGCCCCCUCUGUUCCACCUGCACCCCAUGAGGGCCUUGAUGCUCAUGUCGAAGAGCAGCUUCCAGCCGCCCAAGCUGAGAGACAAGACUCGCUGGACCCAGAAUUUCCACCAUUUUCUAAAGCUGGCUUUGACCAAGAACCCCAAGAAGAGGCCAACAGCAGAGAAGCUUCUGCAGCACCCAUUCACAACCCAGCAGCUCCCUCGGGCCCUCCUCACACAGCUGUUGGACAAGGCCAGUGACCCCCAUCUGGGAGCCCCCUCCCCUGAAGACUGUGAACUGGAGACGUAUGACAUGUUUCCAGACACCAUUCACUCGCGGGGUCAGCAUGGCCCGGCCGAGAGGACCCCCUCGGAGAUCCAGUUUCACCAGGUGAAAUUUGGUGCCCCACGCAGGAAGGAGACAGACCCACUAAAUGAGCCGUGGGAGGAGGAGUGGACGCUGCUGGGGAAGGAGGAGCUGAGCGGGAGCCUGCUGCAGUCCGUCCAGGAGGCCCUGGAGGAAAGGAGCCUGACCAUGCGGCCAGCCUCGGAACUGCAGGAGCUGGACUCUCCAGACGAUUCCAUGGGAACCAUCAAGCGGGCCCCAUUCUUGGGGCCACCCCCCUCUGAGCCUGCAGCUGAGGACCCUUUAUCCAGCCCUUCAGGAACCCUGCCCCCACCUCCACAAGGCCCUGACAGCCCUCCACUGCUGCCCACCGCCUGGGCCACGUUAAAGCAGCAGGAGGAUCCUGAGAGGUCGUCCUGCCAUGGGCUGCCCCCAACCCCCAAGGUGCACAUGGGUGCUUGCUUCUCCAAAGUCUUCAAUGGCUGCCCCCUGCGGAUCCACGCUGCUGUCACCUGGAUUCACCCUGUUACUCGGGACCAGUUCCUGGUGGUGGGGGCCGAGGAAGGCAUCUAUACCCUCAACCUGCACGAACUACACGAGGACACGCUGGAGAAGCUGAUUUCACACCGCUGCUCCUGGCUCUACUGUGUGAACAAUGUGCUGCUGUCACUCUCAGGGAAAUCCACGCACAUCUGGGCCCAUGACCUGCCAGGCUUGUUUGAGCAGCGGCGACUACAGCAGCAGGUUCCCCUGUCCAUCCCCACCAACCGCCUCACCCAGCGCAUCAUCCCCAGGCGCUUUGCCCUGUCUACCAAGAUUCCCGACACCAAAGGCUGCCUGCAGUGUCGUGUGGGUAAGAGUGGGUCAAGGAGGUUGGGCAGGGGUGGCAGUGCAGGCCUGGCCCAGUGCCAACCGCUACCUCCCGCAGUGCGGAACCCCUACACAGGCAGCACCUUCCUGCUGGCCGCCCUGCCCGCCAGCCUGCUCCUGCUGCAGUGGUACGAGCCGCUGCAGAAGUUCCUGCUGCUGAAGAACUUCUCCAGCCCUCUGCCCUGCCCAGCUGGGAUGCUGGAGCCACUGGUGCUGGACGGGAAGGAGCUGCCGCAGGUGUGUGUGGGGGCCGAGGGGCCCGAGGGGCCCGGCUGUCGUGUCCUGUUCCAUGUCCUGCCCCUGGAGGCUGGCCUGACGCCUGACAUCCUCAUCCCACCUGAUGGGAUCUCAGGCUCGGCCCAGCAGGUGAUCCAGGUGGACAGGGACACGGUCCUCGUCAGUUUUGAACGCUGUGUGAGGAUAGUCAACAUGCAGGGUGAGCCCACGGCCACACUGGCGCCUGAGCUGACCUUCGACUUCCCCAUCGAGACUGUGGUGUGUCUUCAGGACAGCGUGCUGGCCUUCUGGAGCCAUGGGAUGCAAGGCCGCAGCCUGGAUACCAACGAGGUGACCCAGGAGAUCACAGAUGAGACGAGGAUCUUCAGAGUGCUCGGGGCCCACAGAGACAUCAUCCUGGAGAGCAUUCCCACCGACAACCCGGGGGCACACAGCAACCUCUACAUCCUCACGGGCCAUCAGAGCACUUACUGAGCGGCAGGCCUGGCCAGUGGCACCCCGCCCCGCCCCAUGCCUUAGUUGCAGGCCCUUUUGGGCGGAGGGGCCCCUCCCAGAUAGAGGAGCCCAGGUCCCGGCUCUGCGGGGGCUGAUGGGCAGAAAUAAUCCUGAGAAGUGUUUAGGGGCUGGGGAGGGAGGGGAACCCACCCAUGCCUCUGCAAUAACUGUACCAGGGGAAGCUGCUGUCGCCUCCCCCUCCCCAGGGGGCAACCCGGUCUCUAGUGCCCCAAGGCAGAGGGGGCCCUGGACCAUCCAUUCCACAUUUGCUUUCCACUCAUUCUGCCAAGAGCCUGCCCCAGCACUGUCCUGGGGAACAUGGUAUUUAAAAGAAAGAACUAGAUUGGUAUUAAAGCUGGUUUGCUUUACUCCUCUGGUCCCUCUGGGUGGGGGGAGCUGAGCCCACUGCCUCAACUCCCUCCUACCCUCCCUCUCUCCCUCUAGCACACCUUUCUGUGGCCACCAGGUACUGUGCAUGCACCAGGGAAGGGUGGGGCUACCAGUGUUUUGGGGAAGCCUGGUUGGGGUAACAGGCCAGUGGCCCCACCUGCCAUCUCGGCGCCACUGUUUUCCUGGGCUCCCUUGCUCAGAACUAACCCUCAGCUUUGCGGUUCAAGGCUUCUGCUAUAGUUUGCAAGCCAAGGACUCAUGCAUAUGGGGGGGGUUCUGAACAAAGGGACUCUUCAUCUCACCUGGUGGCCUGUGGAAGGGCCAGCCAAGGGUGUUCCAUCCAGCCUCAGAGAGGCUGCUGCCCAUGGAAACAGCCUGCUAUGACCUGCAACCCGGCCCAGGCCUGGGGCUGCCUUCCUGCCUCCCCCUCCUGCCUGGGUGUCAGGCCAGGAACAUUAGGUCACAGCAGGAGCAUCAAGUCAGACUGAGGGAAGAUUAGCCUGUGUCUGUAUGGCAAAUACUCCUGGAGGGCGCCUGCAGUACCAGGCCCUGGGGUCACUGCCAGGAUAGGGACCAGCCCCCAGGGAGGGGGCACUCUCCUUACUGGAGUCUGCAUGUCAAGGGUACUUCACUGACCUUGUGCUUCACAUUGUUGUUCUCCCAUCUGCCACUCAGAGAGUUCCGACCCCAGGGCCCUCCAGGGCCAGGGGUCCCCCUGUUGCCCCAGGCAUUGACCGGCUGCUCUUGGGCAGGGGCAGAUGAGGCCAAGGAGGCAGGAGGGGAGCUGCCUUGUGGGGGGGCACACAGGCAGGGCCAGGCCUGCAGGGGUCAGUAGGAAGGCCCCAGUCAGGCCUAGAGGUGGCCCCACUAUCUUCCUUCCGACAUUCAAGCCAAGUGUUUGAACAAGAGCUUCCCUGCACGUAAUGACGGCAGUAGAUACUUGCUAAAUGAAUGAGGGGAUGAGGGGGUGGAGGGUGGAUGGCCCCCUGUGUGAACAGACUCAGUGGCUCCCAUGGACGUCACAUUGUCCCCUUGUCCACCAGAGCAGGGCAGAGCUCUGCCUGCUCAGACUCCUUCCUGUGACUGGGAGGGUUUCUUGGAUGGAAUAGGGAGCCAGACCAGGGCGGGGACAGAUCUCUUGGUAUUAGCCAUUCACACCCAUGAGACCCAAAGGAGGGUGAGAGGCACCUUCCAAUUCUGGUUAGCGCCUGCCUGAAUUCUGGUUUGCAUCUGAUGGUCCACAUAUGAGAGGAUGGGGAUACAAAAUGAAUUCCUUUCCAGAUCUCUUGGAGGAAUGCUGGGGGCAGUGGGUAGGGGUUGGCGGUAAGCUCCCAUUCCUCAGAAGCCCAACAGUAGACCCCAGUGCCCUGGGGAGGGCCGGCCUGCCUGCACAGUGGCAGGCAGUAGGCAGCGCCACCUUGUGGCAGGUCUCCCAGCCCUCUGAUCCUAUCUGCAAGGGAGUUUGUGCGUCAGGGUGCAACGUGCCAAAGUGGGGGGCCUGUGAAAGCUAGGGCCUCUGAUGAAAUGUUUGCUGCCAGCAACGGCAGGCUGCGAGCCAAAGAAAGCCCAAGAGCCGGGGAAUAUGCACUGAGAAACUAAAACUUUAAAUUUUAUUUAUGUAUUUUUUAAUAAGUAGUCCUUGCUCUACUGUACAUAUUUUUUUAAAAUACAAAAGAGGUAUAUUAUAAGCUUUGGUUGUGGUUAGAAAAUACAAAUAAAUAAACAAACAAACAAAAGAGAUAUAGUAAAUUUCCCUCUUACCCGUCCCCAGCCAACUGGGUCACAGUUAUUUAUGAACCCUUCUAGAAGUUUUAUGCAUAUUUGAACAAUUUUAUUUUUUCCCCUUUUUUAUACACAUGGUAACAUUCCACAUACUGUACUGACCUUGCCUUUUUAAAAUAUAUCCUGGAGAAUACGAAUGUAUUAAAUUAUCACAUGUAUUCCCCCAAAUCUCCUGGAGAUCUUUCUAUUAUCAAUGUUCCCCUUUGUUUUCUUCAUAGCUGGUGGUGUUCCCUUGUGUUGGUUUCCCAUAACUAAUGUUAACGAACUGUCAUUAGAUCCCUACAGAUGGAAGUUUAAGUUGUUUCUACUACUUUGAUAUUACAAACAACACUGCAAUAAAUAUUCUUAUGCCAAUGCCACUCUGUGCAGAUGCAGGUGUUUCUGUGGGAUAUAUUCCUGCAAGUAGCAUUAUGGAGUCAGAGGCGGCUGCCUUUGUCAUGGCAACAGCUACUGUCAAAUUGCCCUCCAUGGGCAGAAACCUGUGGGAUGGGUCAGACCAGACACUUUAAGUCAUGUUUGUGGACAAAUAGGAGGGACAUGGACAUACCCAGGAUGUCUGGGUAACUGGCCUGCGCAUGGAGUCAUCCUGGCUGGGAUGAUCAACGGAGAGCCAUGAUGUGUGCUUCAGGACGGCAAGGGAUGUGCCACGUCCCCGUAAGAUGUAUGUCCAGCACCUGCUCACUGUCUGGCGCACAGGAGGCCCUCAUGAAUGAAGGAGACAACGUAACAUGGUGGUGAAGAGAUGGCCCUGGAGUCUGGCCCAUGGACUGGGUGAGCCACCCCAGCUUGCUGAGCUUUAUUUCCCCCAGGUGUGCCGUAUCCUAAGCCAACUGCAGGGCUGUUGGGAGGACUGGAAAUACUGUAAUAUACCUAAUGCAAUAACACAGAUGACUCUUGGAGGUAAAUUAAAACAGCAAACGGCAUAAAACUA
Messenger RNA from Microcebus murinus (gray mouse lemur), 5767 nucleotides. The record is from RefSeq and is a predicted model, not a curated record. NCBI's taxonomy places the organism in Eukaryota, Metazoa, Chordata, Mammalia, Primates, Cheirogaleidae.